Molecule: messenger RNA, 222 nt
Organism: Hemisphaericaspora subhashii
Lineage: Eukaryota; Fungi; Ascomycota; Pichiomycetes; Serinales; Debaryomycetaceae
Product: ubiquitin-like protein
Exons: 1
Coding region: 1-222 (73 amino acids)
Biological process (GO): protein modification process; mRNA splicing, via spliceosome
Cellular component (GO): nucleus; cytoplasm
Molecular function (GO): protein tag activity; protein binding
Source: RefSeq, a predicted model, not a curated record
AUGAUUGAAGUAGAAGUAAACGAUAGAUUAGGUAAGAAGAUAAAAGUUAAAUGUUUAUCAAGUGAUACUAUAUUAGAUCUUAAGAAGAUACUAUCAUUACAAUUGGGUACUUCAUAUGACAAGCUUAUACUUAAGAAAGGAUAUCAAGUAUUUAAAGAUCAUAUAACUUUAGAUGAUUAUGAAAUCCAUAAUGGUUACAAUUUAGAAUUGUAUUAUGGGUAG